Messenger RNA from Blastocystis hominis, 498 nucleotides. RefSeq lists its product as hypothetical. The record is from RefSeq and is a predicted model, not a curated record. Gene Ontology annotation, biological process: interstrand cross-link repair. Gene Ontology annotation, molecular function: 5'-flap endonuclease activity; 5'-3' exonuclease activity; flap-structured DNA binding. NCBI's taxonomy places the organism in Eukaryota, Bigyra, Opalinata, Blastocystidae. Gene Ontology annotation, cellular component: nucleus.
AUGGUGCAAGGCGAGGUUCGAUGGCAGCUGCGCGAUAAAUUCUUUCAGUGCGCCGUGCCGCCGUUUCGAUUCAACGUGAAACGUCCUCGCGAUCUUCCGUUUUCGAUUCGCUACGUGAAAGAUCUUCCGAUGCGAGGGCGCGUGGGAGCGAAGAACGUUUAUUUUAACGAUGCGAACGAGGGCAUCACCGUAGAACAAAUCGCGUUGGAGUACUACGAGAAAGAGUUCGGGUAUGAAGGCAUCCACGACGAAGGCCAGUCGCUUCGUGAGCUUUGGAAUGGAGCGUUAAGUGCAGGGCAGUUGUUUGUGCUUCUGCUGUGGGAUUUUAUUUACUUCCCGGUCCCGUUUGCGUUCCAGAAUCGAAGCCAGACCAUUCCGAUCGAUUACGGGUCGUCGUUGUUUUAUGAGGCGCGGAAGCCUUUCAUUGACGAAUGGCUGGCGCAGUUGAGUCGGCUAUCCGACGCUCAAAUCCAAAGUGAGGAUGUGAAAAUGCUUUGA